AUGCUGCAGGUUCGCGCUGGGCCAACAGAGAGGACUCCGGCAGCCCUUCGCCUUGUUUUCUACCACCGCCCGCCCGCCUGCCAAGCCUGCGGCAAGACCACGGGUCACGAGACCACCUCCGCCACCGUCAGCGCCACCGGCAGCGCACCGGCACCCACCGACUCAGCGCGAGAACCGCGGCAGGCCAAGCACGGAGCGGACCACUGCCACCACCGCGGCGAGCCCCCAGAGAAAGCCCUCAACGCAAGACGUGCGAUUGGCGAGGUCGAUGAGCUGGUGGCCACGAUCAAGCGCACGCACCAACUCCACCCUUCGGCCGUGAGCGCCGUGCUGCCUCUGUUGGCGCGCACGCGACAAUGGGAAACGGCCGUUGAGCUGGUCGAACUCAUGCCCCGCCACGGCCACACUCCCAACCUGUUCGUGAUCAGCGGCCUGCUCAAAGUGCUGGGGCAGGCUCGACAACCGGACAACGCGCACUACUUGGCCGAGAUCGAGCGCAGGGGCCUCACGCCCGACUCCCACUGCUUCAGCGCGCUCAUCACCGCCCUGGGCGGCGCGGGCAGGGCCGACGAGGCCGAGCGCUACUUCGCCCGUAUGACCCAGCUGGGCCUGGCGCCCAACCUCCACUGCUUCAGCGCCCUCAUCAAUGCGCUGGGCAACGCCGGCAGGGUCGACGACGCCGAGCGCUGCUUCGACGCGAUGGACCAGCUGGGGGUGGUGCCCGACGCCCACUGCUUCAGCACCCUCAUCGCCGCGCUGGGCACCGCGGGCCGAGUCGCAGAAGCCGAACGCCACUUUGCCAAGAUGGAGAAGCUGGGCGUGGUGCCCGACCUUCACUGCUUCAGCACGCUCAUGUCGGCCCUCACCAAGGCGGGCAAAGUCGACGCUGCCCAGCACGUCUUCCACCAGAUCGCCUCGCGCGGCUUGAAGCCCGACCUGGUCUGCUUCAACGCGCUCAUCAGCGGCUUCGCAGACGCGGGACGAGCGGACGAAGCCGAGCACUGGUUCGCCAAGAUCACCACCACGGGCCGCCUCAAGCCCGACCGCAUAAGCUACAGUGCCCUCAUCCAGGCCAACGAGGUGGUGGCGCGGCCUGACAGGGCUCUUGCACUUUUGCAGGAGAUGACUCACAAGGUCCUCACUCUUUGCCUCUUAUUGGUGUGCGACCAAAAUGUGGUGAGCUACACCACGGUGAUCAGCUGCCUGGCCAAAGCCAGAGGCCGCCACCACAUGGACCAGGCGCAGGAGGUGUUCAACGAAAUGGUCAAGCAGGGCGUGCGACCAAAUGCCACGACCUUUGGUGCACUCAUCCACGGUCACGCCCUCAUGGGCGAUCUCGAAACAGCCAGGAGCAGACUGAAGCAAAUGAGCACAGAGUUUAACCUCGCCCCUGCCGCUGAGAUCCACAACAUCUUGAUGGAUGCCGAAAAGCGCGUGGCCACCGACCCUGUUGAGGCCUACCACCAGGUGUUGCGCGCUGUGGACCACAUGAAGCAGGAGGGCGUGCGGCCAGACCAUGCUACGUUCAGCAUCGUUAUCGACGCGGCGGGAUUCGCUGGCCUGCCGCACGAGGCCGAGCACCAGUUCCACGCCAUGACUUCGCUCCACGGCCUCCACCCGAACGCCAACAACUUCACGUCACUCAUCGAGGCGCUGGCCCGCAACGGCCAGCUGGACAAGGCCGAGGCCGUUCUCGACUCGCUCGCGGCGCGGCAGGCCACGUCGGCGCUGGAGCACGAUCGCCUCACGGCCAAGAGCUUCAACACGCUGCUCGGGUUCUGCAUCGGCGCCGGGGACGCGGCACGAGGCCAGCGGGUGGCGGCCAAGAUGCACCAGGCCGGCGUCGAACCGGAUGACAUCGGCCAGGCCAAGCUGCGCGACCUGGCCAAGCUUUGUGAGCGCCGUGCUGCACCACCCACACCUAAAUAA
Molecule: messenger RNA, 1929 nt
Organism: Acanthamoeba castellanii str. Neff
Lineage: Eukaryota; Discosea; Longamoebia; Acanthamoebidae
Product: pentatricopeptide repeat domain containing protein
Exons: 7
Coding region: 1-1929 (642 amino acids)
Molecular function (GO): protein binding
Source: RefSeq, a predicted model, not a curated record